AUAGGAGUGAGCCACGCCCGGGCUGUGGGAAUAAGAUGGCGGGGAAGAAGAAUGUUCUGUCGUCUCUCGCAGUUUACGCGGAAGAUUCAGAGCCCGAGUCUGAUGGCGAGGCUGGAAUCGAGGCGGUGGGCAGCGCGGCUGGAAGAUGACGAUUCAGAGACUGAAAAACCUGAGGCUGAUGACCCAAAGGAGAAGCUCGGCACAGUGACAGAGGCACCCAGGGCUCAGCAAGCUCAUGGCCCAGCUUGUUGGACUCAGAGGGCAGAAGAAUCACAUUCUAAACAUGAUAAGAGACGUGACUCAACAACCUCAGCUGAGCCUGGCAGCACACACACCCCACACUCCUUUCCAUCUCCAGGUUCACAAAAGCCACAAGAAGCCACGGGGAGGCUCCUGGCCUCUUACUUUACCUAAGGAGGCCCUGAAGUGGCAAGAUAAUACAGAAGCAGAAAAGCGAGACCCCCAGGAACUCGUGGCCUCCUUUUCUGAAAGAGUUCGGAACAUGUCGCCUGAUGAAAUCAAGAUCCCGCCAGAACCCCCUGGCAGAUGUUCAAAUCACUUGCAAGACAAGAUCCAGAAGCUUUAUGAACGAAAGAUAAAGGAGGGAAUGGAUAUGAACUACAUUAUCCAAAGGAAGAAAGAAUUUCGGAACCCUAGCAUCUACGAGAAGCUGAUCCAGUUCUGUGCCAUUGACGAGCUUGGCACCAACUACCCAAAGGAUAUGUUUGAUCCCCAUGGCUGGUCUGAGGACUCCUACUAUGAGGCAUUAGCCAAGGCCCAGAAAAUUGAGAUGGACAAAUUGGAAAAGGCCAAAAAGGAGCGAACAAAAGCUUGUUGCAGGGACGUGUCUGCAGCGCCUGGGGACCGGAGCUGUCCUUCCCCUGUGCGGGCGGGCACCGCCUCCUCCUGGAUUGAGUUUGUGACGGGCACCAAAAAAGGCACCACGACCAACGCCACGUCCACCACCACUACCACUGCCAGCACAGCUGUUGCAGAUGCUCAGAAGAGAAAGAGCAAGUGGGAUUCGGCUAUCCCAGUGACAACGAUAGCCCAGCCCACCAUCCUCACCACCACAGCCACCCUGCCAGCUGUUGUCACGGUCACCACCAGCGCCAGCGGCUCCAAGACCACCGUCAUCUCUGCUGUGGGCACCAUUGUGAAGAAGGCCAAGCAGUGACCUGAGGGGCCACCCUAGGACUUGAAAGGACCGUGCAGCCCAGUGACCACUGCCCAGUGGGAGGCGCCACUUUGUAUAUUUCAGGACUGGGACCUACUCCCCAGAUGCCACCUGAGAGGAGCUUCUGUUUGGCAUUCCAGAUGGAAGGACAGGCAGCACGGGAGCCAGGCGCUGUGGACAGGGUCUGUCCACGCACCACCUGGGGUCUGCCGCCUAUUAAAAGUGCCGUAUUCUUACCUCUUGGCAUCUCAGAUGCACUGGCCUCUCCUGCAUUCUGUUUGCAGGCAAAUGCUUCAGCUCACAUGUCCCCCAAGACUCAAUAGUCUUGGUUGGGACUAUUGCCUCAGGGUUGACAACAGGGUGAUGGAGGCCUGGGACGCUGUUCAGAGGGGUGACCCAAGAAGUCACCGUUGUUAUCCGUGUAUGCCUCUGGGCAUGGACAGGCGGGAGUCCCCGAGCCCCACGUAUGCCCCAUCUGCCGCCUUGAUCCCAAAACCCAGCCAGUUCUCGGGUGAUGGUGGAGCUGUGCUCCCUUGAGUGCACUUGAGCACUCCCCAGACCAGAUCACUUUUUGGACACACCCAGGAAGGCUUUUGAAGUCAAGCCAGUUUCCAGAAGGGCUGGGGUGAGAUCCUGACCUGUGCAGAGAGUGGGGAGGCGUCAGCGCCUGGCCAGGGCUGCCCCAGUCCUUUGGUGCCCGGUGAGCGCAGCCAGCAGGAGCUGAGCAGCGGGGGAGAUGAAUCACCUCCUGCCUUGGCGAGGCGGCAGCUCAUUGUUUACAGGCAAGCCCUGCUCCUGGGAGGGCUCCUGCCACCCCACCCUUCCUCUGUGUGUUAUCUCUGCCCCACAGCAGCCCCUGGGCAGCACCAGUGGCCACUGGGCUCCCCCCGGGGUUGAAACGGGUUUCCCAGACCAGGGGUUCAGAGGAGACUAUUUACCCUUCAUGAUCUUUGGCGAUUCUCCACUGGAGCGGAAGGGCUGUGUGUCAAAAGAAGGAAGCCAGGCUGUGAAGGGCCGUGUUGCUUUCAGUGGGUGGGCAGAGGUUUAGAAAGGUGGUUCUGAAAUGGCACCUGGUACUCUUGUGGGACCUGGGGAAUAUAAGGAACUCUGUGCAUGAGGUUUCAAAAAUAAAAAUUGAGUCCACUCUCCCCGUACACACACACUCGGGCACUUCAGGAGGUCAGUUCUCACCCCUUCCUCGAUGGGGCUUUAAAGCUCUGGGGAGAAGAGCUGCUCCCCACUCAUGCCCCAGAGGGACUGUGAAAAGGCUUCCUGUGACCUCCGAUGGCGGCCCCUCAUUGGCCAAGGGCACUGUGGAUGUUUUGUGGGAGGCAGCAUGGCACCGUGGAAAGGGCAGUAGACGUGGAGCCGGCACCUCUGGUCUGGAUUCCACUUAAAACCAGUUGAGUGGUCUCAAGCCCUUAACCUCUGUAAGCCUGUUUCUUCUCUGAAAUCACAGUAAUAAAGCGUCGUAAGAUGGUUGGGAAGAACCAGAGGUGACUUAUGCAAAAGCUUUAUAAACUGUAAAGUUCCUGCCA
Molecule: messenger RNA, 2715 nt
Organism: Homo sapiens (human)
Lineage: Eukaryota; Metazoa; Chordata; Mammalia; Primates; Hominidae
Gene: SAP30BP
Product: SAP30 binding protein
Exons: 13
Coding region: 236-1177 (313 amino acids)
Biological process (GO): regulation of DNA-templated transcription
Cellular component (GO): nucleus; nuclear speck
Source: RefSeq, a predicted model, not a curated record